AUGGAAGUUGAAGAUCCAGCCUUAGUGUUGGAGUACGUUGUUUCCCGUGAGUUUCACAAGGAGGCCAAAAGCUCUGAUCCUCAAGAGAUUACAUUCUACAUGGUAGAACUCUUGAGUACUCUCGACUCUUACCAUAGUCAUGUCAUCAUUCACCGAGAUAUCAAGAAUACGAACAUUAUUAUUGAUGUUGAGAGUAGGAGUUUGUGA
This is a messenger RNA of Rodentolepis nana, 207 nucleotides long. The record is from the annotation of a GenBank genome assembly. NCBI's taxonomy places the organism in Eukaryota, Metazoa, Platyhelminthes, Cestoda, Cyclophyllidea, Hymenolepididae.